This is a messenger RNA of Vanrija pseudolonga, 3327 nucleotides long. RefSeq lists its product as uncharacterized. Lineage: Eukaryota; Fungi; Basidiomycota; Tremellomycetes; Trichosporonales; Trichosporonaceae. Gene Ontology annotation, biological process: DNA alkylation repair; DNA repair. The transcript is spliced from 10 exons. The coding region runs from base 1 to 3327 and encodes 1108 amino acids. Gene Ontology annotation, molecular function: cytosine C-5 DNA demethylase activity; ferrous iron binding. The record is from RefSeq and is a predicted model, not a curated record.
AUGCCCCUCCAGCCCUGCCUGCAGGAGCGGUUUGUUUCCCCGGCGCUCAAGGCAGCCUUCGAGCUACGGGGCCACCGGCAGGCCGUCUCGCCCGACCUCUGGGCGGACAUCUGCGCCGACAUGAUCGAGGGGGCGCUAGCCGGCCCGGACGCGGCGCACGAGGCGGCACUGGAAGCAGAAUUCCACGCGCUCGUGUACGGCGCUGCCCCAGGGCCAAGGGUGACCCGCGACGAUAGGCUGUUCCGCGCGCGCGUUCUCUGGGCUGCGUAUGGCGGCGCGCGGGGCGGUCUCGAGCGCGCCGAGGACAUGGUGCGCGCGCAGGGUGGGCGUUUGCCCUCGAGACACGUUGACACGGACACGAGCAUUGAGAGGAUCGGCAGGAUCGACGGGGGCGCGAAGCGGAAGAACAGGAGGGGGGACGGGGGCGCUGAGAAGAAGAUCAAGAUUGAGGCGGGAGUUGAUGGGAAGAAGAGCAAAAAGGAGAGGAGGAGGAGUAGGGAGGACAAAGGGAAGGAGAAGGAGCGGGUCAAGGAGGAGAAGAUGAAGGCCGACGACGGCGAGAAGGAUUGCGAAAAGCGCAAGAAGGACAACAAGGCAGCCAAGGCCGAGAGGAAGGCGGACAAGAAGAAGUCCAAGAGCAAGGACAAGGUCGAACGGUCAGCAAGGCGAGCUGCCGACGGCACCAAGACCAAGCGCAAGCGGUGCGUGUCCGAUGCCGACAGCGACAUCGACUUCGAUCCAGACCCGACACCAGAGGCAGAGGGCUCCGCGGCGCCAGAGUCAAAGACCAAGGCCGUCAAGUCCCAGCGCAAGGCCUCUAAGGCCACCGCCAAAGCCGCUGCGUCUCCCGCCCCGUCGCUGCCCCUUGCGAUAGAGAAGAAGCGCGCCCCGCCGACACGGCACUACCGCACGAUCAACGACAACCUGUUGGUCAAGCUCGGGCUGCUCGCGCCACAGCCUAAAACCAAGCGCAAGAAUGUGAAGGUCAAGGCGGAGCCCGAGGAUGUGGCGAUCUCCGCGACGGGUUCCGUGGCAGUGAUACGGCCGGCAAGACCCAGACCAAGACCCAGACCACCGCCGGGGGGCGGUAUCCUGUCGAGCACCUUCACGGCGGUACUACGCCUCGUCGCGGACCUGCCGCGUGCACACGUGCCACCCCGGCCGGAACGGCAGACGACAGCAACGAUAGCGAUGGCUCGCCCCCGACCGCCCGUCUGGGCACAGACCCGCCAGGAGCUCUGCGAGGCCCUGCCAUACUACCGCGCAUUCCAGUCGGGCAUGUACAUGUCCAAGCAGGUCGCGUACGGGUACCUGCUCGACGGGUUUCCUGCGCCGCGCGACGUGUGGGCUGCUGGCGGGCGCGUGAUCAUCUCCCACGGCGGGGGCCAGAGCACGCGCACGCUCGACACGCGGGGCGAGCCCGUGUCCUGCCUGCUGUCCGACCACAGCGCCAAAUCAGACCGUAUCGCCACGCUCAUGCGCGCGAGCGCUAGCCACGCGCCGGUCGUUCUGCUUGCUGGCGCCGAGUACGCGCUGCUGCCGUGGACGCUGGGGUGCACGUACUGGGUCUCCGGUGUGUGGUUUGAGGCGGCGCCGUGUGACCCCGAAAGUGGCGGCCAUGGGUUCUUCCGCCGCCUCAAGGUCCGCUUCGACUGGGUUGACUCGCAGGGGACGCCGUGGUGGGAGCGGGAGCAGGUCGCUACGCCGACAGGUGCGGCAAGUGGUGCCACGAGCUGUCAGCCAGACCCUCCGCCACUCCCUCCUCCUCCAACAAGCGCUGUUGAGAAACCAUGCCCAGACACGGUGCCCUCGGCCCCGGCCCCGACCGCACCUCCCAGCCCCGAGAGCAGCGUCCUCUCCAGCGCACCGCCGUCGCCUAUGCCGACACCCAAGCACCACCCCACACGACCCUUCCUUCCCACCCCGCCCGACUCGGAGGCGGACAUCACCCUCCCACCACCGGAAGAGCAGCUCGUCCAGCUACAGCUAUGGGCUGGUGGCAGCGUGAGCAACCACUACGUCGACCUCGAGCGGCAGCGGCCGAAUAGCGGGCCGUACGAGUCACCGCUGCGGGGCGUCUACCGCCCUGGCGAGCACACCCUUGCCAAUGCGUACCCGUUUCGCGACACGCAGGCGGCAGAGCUGCUUUUCGCCGGCGCCACAUGUCCUACGUGCAAGACGCACAGCCCGCGCCUGUACGCCGAGGGCUGGAUCUGCGUGCAGCCUGCGUGCAAGCAGUUCUGGAUGCUGUCCACGCCGCGCGGCCUCUUCCCCAUCCCGUUCGGCAUGGCGCUGACCUUUGACCCGGGUUUCCUGCAGCCCGCGGCAACACCUCCACACCGCAGAAGUGUGCCUUUCAGCGUCGUGCCGCCAGCGCCGAGCGGGGCCGAGACUGGCGAGUCUGACGACGCACAGUCGGGCUCGCGCACGCUGUGGAAGGGCUGGGUCUGCACUGCUUGUGGGCGCGCCAACUGCCGAUACCGCUGGGAGCGGUGGGAGUGCCGCGCGUGCGGCAACCGGCUGAGCGACGCCGGGGCAAUCGUGACGGCCUCUGGGCUGCCGCCGCGGCUUGACAUCCUCGGCGAGGCGGACGACUGCUCGCCUGGGAUUGUGAUGUCGCUCCGCCGCUUGUCCAACCCGCCAGCGACCGUUGUGGCAUACACGUUGCCCAGAGCCGGCACCGUGUACCAUAUCCUGCAUGACUCGUCGCACGCCGCCGACGCCAUAUGGGAGGCGUACCAGCGCGCUGCGGUCGACGUGCCCUGCGCGCCACUGUUCGAACGCCGCGAGCUCAAGUCCAACACGGUCAAGGGCGGCCUGCUGUCCCAGCAGUUUGCGAUCAACUCUGGCGCGAGCUACAAGUACAUCGUUGAGACGCUGAGCUAUACGUUUGCCGAGUCGCCACCGAGCGUCAUGGACGCACUACAGCUAAUCCGGGAACGCGUCGCGAGUGUUCUGGGCGAACGCGUCGACUUUAACGAGAUCCUCAGUGUCAUGUAUCGUGAGGGCCAGAAAAUGAACUGGCACGACGACAGCGAGCCUGGCCUCGGACCAGUCGUGGCGGCCUUGUCUUUGGGCUCACCAGCAACCAUGUCAUUUCGCCGCAAGACUGCGCGUAACAAAGCCGCCGCCCCCGCCUCCGCCUCCGCCUCUGCUGCCACCAGUUCCAAGGAACCGCUGCGGCGCCCACUGCCCGUCCUCAACUUCGCACUGUCUCACGGGGACGUUGUCAUGAUGUCGGGUCGGGCGAUUCAACACAUGUACGACCACAAGGUGGUCCCUCUGGGCCUACGCGUGGCGGCUACGGCGCGUGUCAUCCAGGGCUGA